Messenger RNA from Neoarius graeffei (lesser salmon catfish), 2077 nucleotides. RefSeq names its product NudC domain containing 3 (gene nudcd3). Bases 391 to 1500 code for a protein of 369 amino acids. The transcript is spliced from 6 exons. Gene Ontology annotation, cellular component: cytoplasm. NCBI's taxonomy places the organism in Eukaryota, Metazoa, Chordata, Actinopteri, Siluriformes, Ariidae. Gene Ontology annotation, biological process: protein folding. The record is from RefSeq and is a predicted model, not a curated record.
AGUUUGGAAUCCCAUGUCCGCUUGAUGGUCUCGUAUUUUCUUUGAGCUCGUCCGUGUGUUAUUGUUUGUCGCAGUAAACAAAACAGUCACAGCAUUCUUUUAGGAUUAGUUUUAAAUAGUUUUAUUGGUUAGGUAACAUUUUCCCCCUAAAAUAAUAAGGCUCAAACUUUGAUAUCAACAUGUCUACACGGCUGUGUGUUAUUAGGAGGCUUUUAUUUUGUUUUGGCGAAACCGGAAGUAGUUUGGAUGUCCGCUUGAUGGUCUCGUAUUUUCUUUGAGCUCGUCUGUGUGUUAUUGUUUGUCGCAGUAAACAAAACAGUCACAGCGUUCUUUUAGGAUUUUUAAAAAUAAUUUUAUUGGUUAGUUAAUUUUUUUGUUUUUUGCUUUACAAUGUCUUCGCCGAUGGAAAUGACAGAGCUGUAUGAUAACGCCUUACUGGGAAUUUUGCAGCAUGUUGGAAACAUCCAGAAUUUUCUGCAGAUCUAUUUCGGCUUUUUGUACAGAAAAACAGACUUUUAUCGCCUUCUGACCAGCCCCAAUGACAAAAUGGGGUUCCCACCUGGAGUGGCAGAAAAAAUGGUCCUAAAGACCUUUAAGUUGUUUGAGAAGCUGGCAGUGCAGGACCGAGAGAAGGCGAUGAAGCUGGCUGAAGAAGCCCGAGCCGUUCCUGCUGUAGUGGAGGAAAUUGAAGUUCAGUCACAGCCAGAACCUGCACAGGAAUCCACGUCCGCUGAAGUGUCCUCCACAGAACCAGUACCUGCAGGUGCAGCAUCCGCAGAUGGAAAUGACGCCAAAGUGCAGCCUGCAGAGAGCGAACAGCCAACAGCAGCUCCCGCGUCUGCACCAUCUGCAUCUGCAGUAUCUGCAUCUGCAGUACCUGCAUCUGCGCCGGCGGCCAGUUCGGAUUCUUCUGCAGCUGCAUCUGGCCAGGCCAGUUUCCAGGCAAACCCAGACAGCUACAACGGUGCUGUCAGAGAAAACUACAGCUGGUCACAGGACUACUCUGAUGUGGAAGUGCGAGUUCUUGUCCCACCGAACAUCGUCAAGGGCAGACAGGUGUCCGUCAGUCUUCAGUCUGGUGGCGUGCGUGUGGCAGCGAAGGAAGGCGUGUCGGAAAAGGUUCUGAUGGAAGGCGAGUUCACGCACAAAAUCAACACGGAGAAUUCUCUGUGGAGUCUGGAACCAGGCCGCUGUGUACUGCUGUCUCUGAGUAAAUGCGGGGAAGUGUGGUGGACCGCCGUGCUGAAAGGCGAACGAGAAAUCGACGUAAAUCAGAUCAACCGCGAGCGCUCCAUGGCCACGGUGGGCGAAGAGGAGCACGCCGUGUUGGACCGACUCACCUUUGAUUACCAACAGAAACUGCAAGGAAAGCCCCAGAGCCAUGAGAUGAAAGUACACGAAAUGCUGAAGAAAGGCUGGGAUGCUGAGGGAUCGCCGUUCAAAGGCCAGCAGUUUGAUCCAUCCAUGUUCGACAUACCGCCAAGCGCUGUUCAAUUCUGAACUGAAGAAUCUUUGGUAAAUGCUGGGAGAGAGAAGACAGAAAUCUGUUUGAAUCGUAUACACUGAAGCGUCAAGCACUGACAACUCCGGCGUUUACAGUAUGAUGGACAACAUGAUGGCACUGCAGAAUUUGAAUUGCUAAAGCUGUAAAUACUCAGAUCAGUUCCGCAAAUGGUAUGAGGAUUCGGUCAGACCUGAGUGUGUAUACACAUACAUGGUAUUACCUUUUUUAUUUCAGUGAUAUUGCAAGUGCAUCUUCUGUUCACGUGGCGUCUCCAUGGAUCAUCCUUUUCUAUAGGUUCUUUGUAAUAUAAUUGACUGAAGUAAAUCUAAUAAACCACUUCAGAAUUUUCUAGAAUAAGUGAACAUAACACUGAAAGAUAGAGAAGGGUUGGGUAUACGUGGCAUCCUGCAGUUCUGCACAUUAUUAUAUGUUCUUGAGCCUUGUUGAGUAUUUUUGUCAGGUUUAGACAUUUGAUGACUAAUGCAUUUUCUGAGAUUUCACCAAGGGUUUUUUUUCUGUUUUUCAUUCAGUGUUCUGGUUUUGUGUGCCCAAUAAAAAUACUUUACAAAAUAA